This is a messenger RNA of Amyelois transitella, 2130 nucleotides long. RefSeq names its product 2-oxoisovalerate dehydrogenase subunit beta, mitochondrial (gene BckdhB). Bases 100 to 1206 code for a protein of 368 amino acids. The transcript has 8 exons. Gene Ontology annotation, biological process: branched-chain amino acid catabolic process; response to nutrient. NCBI's taxonomy places the organism in Eukaryota, Metazoa, Arthropoda, Insecta, Lepidoptera, Pyralidae. Gene Ontology annotation, molecular function: catalytic activity. The record is from RefSeq and is a predicted model, not a curated record.
UCACAGCGUUUGUUAAACUCUAGCUAAUUUCAAUUGCAGAUAACAUGUAUUAUUUAAGUCAUUCGCUCGCCGCUAUCACGCGACGACACGUCCCUCACGAUGGCGAAUUUGGUCGUAAAAAAUACAAAUCUCUUUACAAAAUUAGUGAAACAUAUAAACGGCUGUACAAAAAGACUUUCCUCGCAUUUCAUCUAUUUCCCUGACAAUGAAAAACCAGUAGAAGGAGAGACAUCAAAAAUGAACAUGAUGCAAGCUAUCAAUAAUGCAAUGGACAUCACUCUCAAGACCGACCCCACAGCGGUGGUCUUUGGAGAAGAUGUCGGCUUCGGAGGAGUCUUCAGAUGCGCAUUGGGCUUGCAGGAGAAAUAUGGCAAAGACAGGGUGUUCAACACUCCGCUGUGCGAGCAGGGCAUCGCUGGGUUCGGCAUAGGUCUGGCCACGGCCGGAGCGACCGCCAUUGCCGAGAUACAAUUCGCCGAUUACAUAUUUCCAGCUUUUGAUCAGCUGGUGAACGAAGCGGCCAAGGCUCGCUACCGCUCGGGCGGUCAGUUCGCGUGCGGCGCGCUCACGGUGCGCGCGCCGAGCGGCGCGGUGGGGCACGGCGGGCUGUACCACUCGCAGAGCCCCGAGGGAAUGUUCGCGCACGCUGCUGGGCUCAGGGUGGUGGUCCCAAGGGGUCCCAUAGCCGCCAAAGGUCUGCUGCUGUCCUGCAUCAGGGAGAAGGACCCGUGCAUCUUCCUGGAACCCAAGAUCUUGUACCGCUCGGCCGCGGAAGAUGUUCCCACGGGAGAUUACACGCUGCCUCUUGGGAAGGCCCAGGUUUUGAGGACAGGCGACGCCGCCACACUCGUAGGUUGGGGGACGCAAGUUCACGUGCUGUUGGAAGUGGCUCGAAUGGCCGACGAGAAAUUGGGGGUCAAAUGUGACGUCAUCGAUUUGCAGUCCAUUUUGCCGUGGGAUGAGGAAACUGUGUGCAAUUCCGUGAAGAAGACCGGUCGUUGCCUGGUGGCUCACGAGGCGCCUCUCACGGCCGGUUUCGGAGCUGAGAUAGCGGCCACCAUACAGGAGGAAUGCUUCCUCCACCUGGAGGCGCCCGUGCGGCGCGCGGCGGGCUGGGACGCGCCCUUCCCGCACGUGUUCGAGCCCUUCUACCUCCCCGACAAGUGGCGGUGCUACGAAGCCCUAACUGAACUUGUGAACUACUAGUUUUUAAAAAUAAACGUAUAAAAAAAAAAGCAGGAGUUUUAUUACGCGGCAAAAUGAAGCACCGAUAGUAUCACUUGACUUUUUAAUGUUAAGACUCCAUCGUUCAAGAAAACGAUGAUUUCACUAAGAGUAGAUUUACACACAGAAUCAUUAGUGUGACAGUCGGCCGCCAUUUUGUCGUGGAUGCGUCAUAGAUUAUGUCACGGAAUGGCGAGUUUUCAACUCACUCAUACGUACAAUGCCGCCAUUACUAGUAAUAUGACAGUCGCGACGCCAUUUUUCCCGCGCAAAAAACUAAUGCUGCUUCGCUUUUUAUUAUGUCGUGAAAAGGGAAAUCCAUAGUUGUUCGCGCGAUAAAAAUGGCUUAGCGCGUGUUACGCUGCGGAAGUAUUAAUGUACAAGAGUUUUAAAGAUUAAAAUUAUAGGAAUGUACCUACAGUUUUCACUUCAAUUGUUUAUGAAAAGACCCAAUUUUUUUUAAUGAUGUCUCCAAAUUAAGGAGGUUAUCAAUUACAAUUUGUCACGUCUUAAAUUUAAACUUAUAUUACAUAGGUAAUGAUCAUGCCUCCGGAGCGACUUCAUCUUUCCAUUUGCCACGAUGUCUGCAUACUUCUUUCGUUUAAUCUCUCUUCAUGCAUGCUCUUCGGUUCAGGGUUCACUAUAUUACCACAUAAUUUACUCCAAACAUACCACAAAAGGAAUAGGAAUUGUGAUCAUAAUGACUGAUAAACCAAAACAUAUUUAUUUCAUGGAAUACGUUGUCUAUUUCAGUUUUUAUUAUAUUUUUUCUACUUUUUCCCAAAUUAUAUUUUUUUUUAAAUUUAUAUUUUAAGUAAGUAAUUAUGUUGUUGGUAGUGUUGAACUUUUAAUAAUGUUUUAUACUUUUAAAGAGAAAAAUUAUGUAAUAAAGUUUGUUAAAAAUUA